This is a messenger RNA of Emiliania huxleyi CCMP1516, 1027 nucleotides long. RefSeq lists its product as hypothetical. NCBI's taxonomy places the organism in Eukaryota, Haptophyta, Isochrysidales, Noelaerhabdaceae. The annotation marks the transcript as partial. The transcript has 2 exons. The record is from RefSeq and is a predicted model, not a curated record.
ACCGAUCCCACCUUCCCCGGGAACUCCGCCGCAGGCAAAGCGCGCUCCAGGCAUGACGCUCACGGUCGUCGUUGGCUCCAGCGGAUCGGGCAAAACAACUUUGCUCGAGGACGUGCACAAGCUCCACAAAUGCUGCUACAUCCGCCAAUACCACAUGCUGCGGCCGUACGUCAAGGUCGAGAGCAUCCCCAACUUUGACCCAACCGCGCUGCCGUACUGGUCGCUCUACUCUGAAAAGACGUUUGAGGACGGCAAGCAAAACGUGUCGUACAGCCCCAGCGUGCAGAUUGGCGGCACCAUGGCGGGCCAGCUCACCAAGGGGCUGUCGGGAGGGCAGCGCAAGAUGCUCCUCUUCGAGCUGGUCAAGCAGCGCACCGCCGGCUCAUCCGACCUGCUGCUCGUGCUCGACGAGCCGUUCGCGGGCGUGACGGAUGACUUCGUGCCCUUCAUCGUGAUGCGGCUGAACGAGAUGCGGCAGAAGCACAAUAUCCUCCUCGUUACCAAUGACCAUGUCCAGACGCUGACGGAGAUGGCUGACUCGACCGUCGUCGUCUCCGCCGUCGACCGCUCGAAGGUGUGCGUGGACUCGAAGGGGUACGAUCGCGAGCUCUUCCUGCACGCGGUCGCCUCGGGCGCCGAGUACGAGGGCGGGGUGGGCUCGCAGGACCUGCGCUUCUUCGCGGCGACUGAGCUUAGCCCGCGCAACCCCAACAUCCAGGGCGUGCUCGGCUUCACCGCCUUCGCGAUGGUCAUGUUCCUGCUCACCUUCUGGGACUCGCGGCCAGGCUCGGAGGCGCUGCUGCUGGUCGGGCUACAGAUCGUCGCCUUCUUCGCCAUCAACCCGUACCUCAUCCACCUCACCGACUGGCGAAACACGAUGGCGGAGGAGGCGGCAGCGCUGAUGCACGUCUCGGCGCAGGCCAACCUCGCCCUCAAGGCGGGCAUCGUCCUCUCCCUGAUGCUCCUCAUCUCGAGCGUCUCCUUCGGCAUGGUGCAGGCCUGCACAGACACGCUCCGCAGCGGCAGG